AUGGACGGUUUAGAGAAUUCCUAUCUGGAUACAUAUCGAGAUUCCAACGAAAAUGUCAAUUUGGUAUAUCUGCAUCCGGACCACGAAAAAUGUUUGGGAAGAGUUCCUGCCUUAUCAACUCAUAUCAUUGAACUUGUAGAAGUGGACGGCCUGGAAUCCAAUGAAGUGGAGGUUUUAAACAACUGGUUUCUCGAUAACUGGAAGAAGAUAUACAGCUCAGGGUUUAUAAUGAACGAUUCAUUAACGCAGGAUUUUACGGAUUAUCUACAGCGAAAAUCACCAAUUUUAGUUGAUUUGGAGAAGGUUGAGUCGUAUCUGUCUGUGCAAAAAUUGCUAUACAAUGGACUGAGACUGGAGCUCAGAGAUGAAAAACAAGGAGAAAAUGUGUCACAGUGUAAACUGUUUCACAAGUACUACUACUCGUGCAGAGAGAAUCCACUGUCGAUGAACAACCUAGUAGUACUCUCGAACGUGAUAUGGUCAUUGAAGAAGUACAUGAAGGACGAAUUCGCACUGACGUGCCUGGUUGACAUACUGCUGCAGUCGUACAUGGUGGCGCUGAACUCCUUCAUAAGCCUGGGAGGAGUGGCGGUGCUGAGAGAAACGCUGGAGCACCUGGCACAAAAAGAAAAGCUGAAGCAGAGCACAAAUUUCCUGCUUAAGUGUAUGGACCUGCUGGACAAGCUGGACAUCAACUUCAGAGUGCUGCAGACGUCGAGAAUAGGAGUGCCAGUGAACUGCAUAGCACAGGGCAAGUCGCACGCAAAGCUUAAGCUGGACUACGAAUGCUCAAACGACAAAGUUAAGCUGAAAGCAACGAACCUGAUCAAAAAGUGGAAAGCAAUAAGAGACGCGUCAUUGCCAACGAAGGCAACCACAGAAACGGAAAAUAAAAUUAAAAAGGGGCAGGUGCAAGAAGGAAGAUUGGUAAGUAAAAAGUCGAUAGAAGUUACAAUGGAAAAGAGAGGAGAAAAAGGACAAUCAGAAAAGAGACUACGAGAAAAGAGAGAGACGGAAAAGGGGCCGCAAGGAGAAGGAACGAACAAUGAACAAGAAGGAUCAUUCGUACUAAACAUAAUUAACACAAUGGUGGAGCAGAAGGAAAAGGAAAAAAAGAGGAAGAUGGAAAUCAGAAACUCACAAAUGUCAACGAAGUAUAAAGGGACGACUUCGACGAAUAAGGGAAGUAUGGACAAGGAAUUGAAGAGAGAAAGAAGCGGAAGCGGAGAAAACAGUACAACUGGCCACGAAGGAAAUAGUAAAACGAGCAUCUAUAAGAUGGGAAAGGAAGGAGACAAGAAGGGGCCUGGAGGACAAGGAGAAACGGAAAAGGAUAAGUCGAGCACAACACAACUGGCCUCACUGAUGAAUUUCUUCAAAGAGUACUCAAACAAGACUGAGGAAAGGCAGGAGGAAGCGACGGCAACAGAAGUAAACCACCACCACCACGCAAGCAGCGGUGCAGGUCACAAGUAUGCAGCAGGUACGACGGCAAGCGCAUUAUUACACCAAACAGUCACGGACCCAGCACUCAAGCAGCAACACUACCACCAGUCAACACCACCGGCAGCACAAAUACACCACGUUUCAACAACGCCAACAGCAAGUGUGAGUGGCCAGUACGCACCUGCCAUUGGCAGUAAUGCUCCCGCAAGUGUGGUAACCGCCGCUGCAAACGUUACUCCUAGUGCAAGCGUUACUGCUAGUGCAAGCGUUACUGCCACAAGUGCUACAAAUACGAAUAUUAAUGCCAAUGCUAGUGCUAAUGCUAGUCUUAAUGCUAAAGCUGUAAAUCUAACUGGUCAAACGCCAAGUAGCGCAGAACAGCACCUGGGAAGCAAAUAUGAGUCACACCAAGUAGGAUCGGGGAAUGUGAUGACACAGCAAAUGGGUCACGGAGUGGGAGGAAUUCAGCAGCUGGGAGGAGUUUAUGGAACAUACCAAUAUGGACACAGCAUGCCAGUUCAAGUGGCGGGAGGCCACAAUAUGGGUGCCCAAGUAACAUCAGGGCAUAACGUGGCAAGUCAAGUGGGAACAGGAGUUUCACAUAUGGGAUUCAGUGAUGUGACAACGCUGGCGGCACACAAUGGUAGAAAACGACUGGGAUUCAGCGAUGGGCCUCCAAUGGGAUUCAGCGAAGGCACACAGCAAGUACCACAUAACUUAGGAGGGCAACAAGUAGGACACAACUUAGGAGUGCAACAAGUAGGACACAACUUAGGAGUGCAACAAGUAGGACACAACUUAGGAGGACAGCAGGUACUAACGCAAGUGCAGCCACCAGCACCGCCGCCACCGCCACCACCGAUGAGUAACAUGAAGCACGUGCAGACGCAAUAUACAAUUAACACAAAUAAGAUGCAACAACAAUAUGAAAUCAACACAAAUAAGAUGCAACAACAAUAUGAAAUCAACACAAAUAAGAUGCAACAGACAGUAAGUGGAGCAAGUAAGCACGUCACGGGAGGCUAUACAAACGCAAUGGAUGCAGCAAGUGAUCUAGGAUACAAUAAAAAGGAAUACAGAAACAGAGGACAAGAUCAGACAGGAGUAUAUAGCAGCUACGGAGUGUACGGAAACGUAAUGGCAGGAGCAGGAUACGCUCCACCGCCACCACCACCACCACCAGCUCCACCAGGACCAACACACUACCAAGGAGUCACGCAGGAAAACACAGGAGCAUACGAAGGACAGAAGUCGAGGUUCAGCCCGCCGAGAAACAAGUUCCAACAAUUGCAAGUUAACUUCCAAGCACAGUCGUCAACCUACGAGGAGACCGAGCAGGAGAACUACAUCGACGACAAAAACAUAGAAUUCUACCACACAGGAGCGGAGUCGACGAAGGAAGACGGCCAGACGCCAGUAGUGCCACCAUGGAAAUAA
Messenger RNA from Theileria orientalis strain Shintoku, 2883 nucleotides. RefSeq lists its product as uncharacterized. The record is from RefSeq and is a predicted model, not a curated record. The transcript is spliced from 3 exons. Lineage: Eukaryota; Apicomplexa; Aconoidasida; Piroplasmida; Theileriidae. The coding region runs from base 1 to 2883 and encodes 960 amino acids.